AUGCCGCCUAAACGGAGAAAGUCACCAACAAAACAGCCUGAGGGCCCAGCUCCACAGCCUUCCAAGCAAAGAAAGAGGUCAUCUACCUCUGCGCCACCCACCCAGAUGGCUAUUGAUUAUGAUCUGCUUGCAGAUGCCGUUUUGAAAAAACAAAGAACCUUAGACACCCCAGCUUUACCGGCAGUAAAUUCGGAUAUCUCUAAUUCCGUCCCAUCUUCCACUCUCAAUGACCGAGUCAGUACAGAUUCCAAUCGGCAUCAAGUACCCAACCAUACUGCGCAAAUCCUGGUAUCUGCCGACAUCCAUAAUGAAAACAGUAAUUCAGCCUCCCAAACGCAUGAAACCAUUGAGGCCUCCCCACUAUCAGCAGCUGACCCCGCAGACAAUUUUAACAUUCCAGCAGUCCUGAACACUUUAUUUGGAGGAAACCUUUACCCUGGCACCAUGGCUCAACAGACAACCAGUGCAAAUCCCACCUCACCUCCUCCACAUCUAAGCACCACUGCUAUUUCGCUGCUGCAUUCCUCCUUGGCUUUGUCAACUAAGACUUCCUACAAGCACAGCUGGUUCCUUUUUCUUCAGUUUUGUGAUCAGAAGAAUUUAAACAAAGAAUUACCUGUAUCUGUAAUAACCCUCUGUAAUUUUAUUGCACAUCUUUUCGAACAGAACUACAGUCAUUUUUCCAUUACAUCAAUGGUAUCUGCUAUUAGUUUUGUUCACAAAGUCUUAAAUUUACCUGAUCAUUCCCAAAAUUUCUUAGUGCAAAAAAUUCUUCAUGGUGCAAGCAAGAUUGCAAGAACGCCAGAUUACAGACUCCCGAUUACAACUUCAAUCCUAGUUAAACUAGUAAAUGCUUUGCCUUUUACAGUUCCCAAUUUUUAUCACAGAAUUCUUCUUCAUUGCAUUUUCACCGUAGCAUUUCAUGGGGUUUUCAGAUUAGGUGAAUUGAUUGCAAAAACACCAUCACAUAAAUCUUGCAUUAUUCAAAGACAAGACAUCAGUAUACAGGGCAAUUCAAAAGUUGAAAUCAUUUUAAGAUAUUCAAAGACAAUGCAAACUGCACGCCCCAUUACCAUAUAUCUUUCCAAGGCAACCCCUCAAGAGAUAUGUCCAGUACAGUCCCUUCAAAUGUAUCUGUCCUAUCACAAGCACUAAUCGGGACCGUUGUUUCAGUUCCACUCAGGUU
Messenger RNA from Saccostrea cuccullata (small rock oyster), 1186 nucleotides. RefSeq lists its product as uncharacterized. The transcript has 2 exons. Gene Ontology annotation, molecular function: DNA binding. The record is from RefSeq and is a predicted model, not a curated record. Lineage: Eukaryota; Metazoa; Mollusca; Bivalvia; Ostreida; Ostreidae. Gene Ontology annotation, biological process: DNA integration; DNA recombination. Bases 1 to 1155 code for a protein of 384 amino acids.